Messenger RNA from Benincasa hispida (wax gourd), 3539 nucleotides. Its product is annotated as C2 calcium/lipid-binding plant phosphoribosyltransferase family protein. The record is from RefSeq and is a predicted model, not a curated record. NCBI's taxonomy places the organism in Eukaryota, Viridiplantae, Streptophyta, Magnoliopsida, Cucurbitales, Cucurbitaceae.
AAAAGGGGGGAAAACUCUGAAAUUCACAUAGAAGAGGAGAGGAGUGGGUGAUGAUAAAGGAUUUGAGGACACUAGAAAUAAGAAUCUGUGUCAAAUAAAGUCACCAUCCACUUUAAGACCACCACAACAAACAAACAAACCAAACCCUCUCCUCCUCUCUUUCUAAAACCAUCUGUAUCUGUCUUCAUACUCCAACAGUCCCAAAUGAUCAUCUCAUUCUCAUCUUCAUCUUCCUCUUCUUUAUUCUCACUCUUCCUUCUACCAACCUCUCUUCUUCUUCUUCUUCACUCCUCUGUUACAGAUUUAGAUCCCAAUCCCAAUUCCUCUCCUUCUCUUCGCCAUGACCAAGCUCGUCGUCGAAAUCCUCGACGCCGGCGACCUCAUGCCCAAAGAUGGCGACUCUGCCAACCCCUUUGUCGAGGUCGAUUUUGACGAUCAAAAACAGAGGACUCGUACCAAACACAGAGACCUCAAUCCUUACUGGAACGAGAAGCUCCUUUUCAACAUCUCCCACCCCAAAGAUUUUCCCAACAAGACCAUCGAUGUCGUUGUUUAUAACGAGAGGAAAUCCGGCCACCGCCGUGAUUUUCUCGGCCGUGUCAGAAUUUCCGGCAUGUCGGUGCCUCUUUCUGAACAGGAAGCUAAUAUCCAGAGAUACCCACUUGACAAACGUGGCCUUUUCUCUCAUAUCAAAGGCGAUAUUGGGUUCCGAAUGUUUAUAAUUCACGAUGAUGAUUCGUCUUCUUUUUCUUCUCCUCCUCCUACUCAUCCGGCGCCACCACAAACUCCCCAUUUCGAAACCCCCCUGCAAGAAAUCAAUCCCAACAUAUUCGAUCAGGAGGAACUGCAAGUACCCAGUGAUGGAUACGAGAGUGCGAAGGUAAAGAAGAAGAAGGAAAAGGACGUCAAGACCUUCCACUCCAUAGGAACAGCUCCUGCUGCGGCUGCGGCGUCGGUGACUCCACCACCGACAGAAUUCAAGCGGCCACCGCCAAUGGCAACCCGGAUGGACUUCGCUCAAGCAGGUCCAUCUCCGGCGACAGUAAUGCAUUUGCCAAUUCCAAAGCAAAAUCCAGAGUACUCAUUGGUGGAGACCAGCCCCCCAUUGGCAGCAAGAUUGCGGUACGGCUACAGAGGAAAAGACAAGAUCAUCAGCACCUACGAUAUGGUGGAGCAGAUGCAUUUUCUGUAUGUAAACGUAGUUAAAGCUAAAGAUCUCCCUGUCAUGGAUGUUUCAGGGAGUUUAGACCCUUAUGUGGAAGUGAAAGUGGGGAACUACAAAGGGGUCACAAAGCACUUGGAGAAGAACCAAAACCCAGUUUGGAAGCAGAUUUUUGCCUUCUCAAAAGAGAGAUUGCAAGCAAGUCUACUGGAAGUGACUGUGAAAGACAAGGAUUUGGGGAAAGAUGAUUUUGUGGGAAGAGUUUUCUUUGAUAUCCCUGAGGUUCCAUUGAGAGUUCCUCCUGAUAGUCCACUGGCUCCUCAAUGGUACAAACUGGUGGACAAGAAAGGGAUCAAAGCAAAAGGGGAAGUGAUGCUUGCUGUUUGGAUGGGAACUCAGGCUGAUGAGUGUUUCCCUGAUGCUUGGCAUUCUGAUGCUCACAGCAUCAGCCAUGGCAACCUUGCCAACACAAGAUCAAAGGUCUAUUUCUCUCCUAAACUCUACUAUCUAAGAGCCCAAGUGAUCGAAGCUCAAGACCUCAUCCCAUCAGACAAAUCCAAGCCCCCAGAUACAUUCGUGAGAAUACAAUUCUCCAAUCAGGGUAAAGUAACCAAACCUUCUCAGAUGCGAGUGAUCAACCCAGUUUGGAACGAGGAGCUAAUGUUUGUAGCAUCCGAACCAUUUGAAGAUUUCAUCAUCAUCUCUGUUGAAGACAGAGGAACAGGGGAGAUUCUGGGAAGAGUGAUCGUCCCAUCAAGAGAAGUUCCACAGAGAAUCGAGUCCACAAAACUCCCAGACGCCCGCUGGUACAAUCUCCACCCUCCAUAUAUCGCUAAAUUAGAGGAAACAGAGAAAAAGAAGGAGAAAUUCUCCAGCAAGAUCCAUGUCCGUCUCUGGAUCGACUCGGGGUACCAUGUUCUAGACGAAUCAACCCACUUCAGCAGCGAUCUUCAACCAUCCUCCAAAGUCCUCAGAAAAGACAGCAUCGGAGUACUCGAACUAGGUAUUUUGAGCGCUCGGAAUCUGCUACCAAUGAAAAGCAAAGAAGGAAGAACCACAGAUGCUUACUGUGUGGCCAAAUACGGCAACAAAUGGGUUCGAACCAGAACUCUUUUAGACACCCUCGCCCCUCGCUGGAACGAACAGUACACAUGGGAAGUUUACGAUCCUUGCACUGUAAUCACAAUUGGGGUUUUCGACAACGCUCACACAAACGGAAGCAAAGAAGACGCAAAAGACCAAAGAAUUGGAAAAGUAAGGAUUCGAUUAUCCACAUUAGAGACCGACAAAGUAUAUACGCACUAUUACCCUUUAUUGGUUCUUCAGCCCUCUGGCCUGAAAAAGCACGGAGAGCUUCAAUUGGCUUUGAGAUUCACCUGCACGGCCUGGGCCAACAUGUUGACACAGUACGGGAAGCCAUUGCUCCCCAAAAUGCACUACCUACAACCAAUCCCAGUCCGCCACAUCGAUCUACUCCGCUUCCACGCGAUGAACAUAGUGGCGGCAAGGCUGUCCCGGGCCGAGCCCCCACUCCGGCGAGAAGCGGUGGAGUACAUGCUCGAUGUCGAUUACCACAUGUUCAGUCUCAGAAGAAGCAAAGCGAAUUUCAAUCGCAUAAUGUCGCUUCUCUCAGGAAUCACCGGAAUUUACGGAUGGUUCAACGAUGUGUGCAUCUGGAAAAACCCUAUCACGACCUGCCUCGUCCAUGUCCUGUUCUUGAUUCUUGUUUGUUACCCCGAAUUAAUCCUCCCGACCAUCUUCCUCUACCUCUUCGUGAUCGGAAUUUGGAAUUACCGGUUCCGGCCGAGGUAUCCGCCGCACAUGGACGCGAGAUUGUCGCAGGCGGAGCACACUCACCCGGACGAGCUGGAUGAAGAGUUCGACAACUUUCCAACGACGAAGCACAUUGACACGGUGAGGAUGAGGUACGACCGUCUGAGGAGUGUGGCCGGAAAAGUACAGACGGUGGGGGGGGAUUUGGCAACGCAAGGGGAAAGAGCUCAGGCGAUUCUGGGGUGGAGAGACCCGAGGGCCACCGCACUGUUCAUCAUCUUCGCGUUGAUGUGGGCGGUUUUCAUUUACGUUACGCCGUUUCAGGUGGUGGCGAUUCUGAUCGGACUGUAUCUGUUCCGGCACCCGAGAUUCAGGAGGAAGUUACCAUCAGUUCCUGUCAAUUUCUUCAAGCGGCUGCCAUCAAAGGCGGAUAUGAUGUUAUUGUAAUUUAUAAAGAGGGGGCUCACACUCUGACACUAUGAAAUCACUUCGGUUUAUUUUAUAUCCAUCUUAUUUGUUUAAUUUUUAUGAACUAAAUAGUAUAAUAUUGCAAUAAGUUCAAACACUAUCAAAAUCAUAACAAAAUAUAUGUAUUUACCUUUGA